UAAACUAAAAAUAUUCCACACCUGGCCUUUACACCUGGCUAUCGGUACAUUCCAAAUUAGGAACGAUCUCAGUUUGUGAUAUUUCGUCUAUAGACAGCGCUUAGUUUAGGAGUUAUUUGAUAAGUUUCGUUUCUCCGCCUGCUAAGUUUCGUUUUCUCUGAGGGCGCAGUCGAGUGUGCUGUCAGUGAGCGUCGACAACCUGGACGUGUCACAAUGGCGGAAAACAUGUCUCUGCUCGGUCUCGAGGACGAGUUGACUUGCAGUAUCUGUUUAUGUCUAUUCGAGAACCCGGUGAGUUUAAUCUGUGGACACAGUUUCUGCGCCAACUGUCUCGAAGCGACGUGGAACGACACGACAUCGUCUCUCUCCUGCCCUCAGUGCCGAAUGGUGUUCUCAAGUAAACCUGAACUAAAGAAGAACACCGUCCUCGGCGCGGUGCUGGACGCCUACAGGAUAAAAGCAGGUGUCUCUGAACCCGUCAAGGAACAUUUUGAGGUGAAAAAGAAAGAUCCAGAUGCGAUUAAAUGCGACAACUGCAUGGAAGCCAAAGCCGUCAAAACUUGCCUGACGUGUAUGGCGUCUUACUGUGAGGAUCAUGUCAGGCCUCACCGGGAGAAUGCCGUUUUUCGGGCGCAUCAGCUCUCUGAUCCUCUGCCAGAUCUGAUGGAGCGUCUCUGUUCAAAUCAUGGCAAACUGAUGGAGUUCUACUGCAAUCAGCACCAGAGCUGCAUGUGCAGUGCCUGUCUGCAGGACGUGCAUAAAGGCUGUGAGUUUGUCACGGCAGAUGAGCGACGCUACAAGCAAAAGACUGAUCUGACCGACAAACUCAACCUCCUUGAUGUAAAAACGGACAAGAAUCAGCAGGUUAUCACACAAAUGAAGGAGCAACAGAUCAAAUUAAAGGACCUAGCUACAACCCGCAAACGUAUUCUUGAGGCGGAAUACAGGCAGAUUAGAGAAAUGAUUGAGCGAGAUGAGAAAGAAGCCAUGCUGGCUAUCGAUAAGGAACAGGAGAAAGGUCAGAUCAAACUGGUCUCCUUGAUGAAAAAAUUUAAUGAGAACAUCGAGAAGAUGAGUAGGACCAAAUCUGAGAUCAACAUUCUGCUGGACCAGUCACAGUCACUAGCGUUCUUAAAGGCCUCCGUGGAUUUGCCCUCGGUGGUAAAUUUUGAGCCUCAUAACCCCCGUAUGAACGUGGAAGGUAAAGAGGUGAUAGCUUAUCAUUCCACUGCAGUUGCACUAAAGGAGUGGAUCACCAAAUUAAUGGAGAAGCCGUUAGAAAACAGAAUCUGUGUACUUAAACCAGAGUUUGAGAAAUCUGUUCUUGAUGCAGGUCUAGGAAUCAAAUUCCCAGUAAUCCCAAGUGAUAUUCCUGCCCUCCUGCCAAAUCCAAAUCCUAUAUGGAUGCAAAAGGCACCAAUUAUGUGGCAUGAACCUACACCUCAUUUGAGACCUCCCAGUCCAAGCCGUGGCCUCAAGACCAAGCCUUCAGGAACUAAACAGAAAAAUACCAGCAAGACAGCUAAAGAUCAGAAGGAUCACAAAGAGCACAAAGACCAGAAGCCAAACAAAACUAGGAAUCCCUCUAAAGGAGCAAAUCCUGUUUUCUCCAAAAGCAUGGAAAACUUGCUUGACAUCACAACUAAAACUGUAGACAUGCCUGACAUAAAUUCACUUGCUAUUUCACCAGCCGUGCAAAACUUUGUUAAACGAAGUGACCUUCUGAAAUGUGGCGCUGUCCUCAAUUUUGACGUCAGAACAGCUCACAAACGGAUCUCGCUGUCUGAAAACAACACUAAAGCGACAGUCUCGGACGACCCAGCUCAUUACCCGGAUAUCCCCCUUCGCUUUUCCGUCUGUUCCCAGGUGCUCUGCACGAAGGGUUUCUCUCAGGGCCGUCAUUAUUGGGAGAUCAAAAUGAGCAGUAACAACUUCUGCGGAUUGGGACUUGCAUAUGGAAGAAUUGAUCGCAAAGGUCCCUCUAGCCGGCUGGGGCGCAAUGCAGACUCCUGGUGUGUGGAGUGGUUCAACGUGAAGCUUUCUGCGUGGCACAACAGCGUUGAGACCGUGCUGCAGAAUCCCAACCCAAGCCGGGUGGGCGUCUUGCUGGAUUGCGAUCAGGGAAGUGCGACGUUCUAUACUGUGCAAGACCGGGCCUACCCUUUCCACACUUUUGUCUUUCCUUUCACUGAGGCUGUGUAUCCCGCUUUCUGGAUCUUCUCAAAUGGCUCCUCUGUCUCUUUGUGCAAGCUCAGCAACUGAAAGUCCAAGUGAGACUCAUUUUACUCAACUGAUGUUUUAUCUGUGGAACACAAAUUAAGAUAUUUGUAUUAUUUAGUCAUCUCUGUGUCCGUUCAGUAAGUUCACACAACAAGAAUGUGUGAAAUCUUUAUGGCUUUCGAUAGAUGGCCAAAAAUAUUAUCUUAUCAAUAAUAUCUUCAUUUUUGUUCCACAGAUGAUCAAAAGUCUUUUGAAACGGGUUUGAAAUGACAGGUGCAUAAGUAACAUUUUUGGGGACUAAUAUAGGCAAGAUUAAAGCAAAUAAUUUUUUUAUUCUAAUUUAGGUGUGUUGUGAAUGUCUUAAAGCAGUUUUGAUCUAUUAAUAAACUGUAUUCUUAAUGAUUUUUAAUGAUGACCAAAAAAAUAAAUAAAUAAAAGAUGGAUGACUGA
This is a messenger RNA of Puntigrus tetrazona (Sumatra barb), 2670 nucleotides long. RefSeq names its product tripartite motif containing 25 (gene trim25). Gene Ontology annotation, molecular function: protein binding; zinc ion binding. The transcript is spliced from 11 exons. The record is from RefSeq and is a predicted model, not a curated record. Lineage: Eukaryota; Metazoa; Chordata; Actinopteri; Cypriniformes; Cyprinidae. The coding region runs from base 214 to 2262 and encodes 682 amino acids.